AAAGGAAGUGUUGAAACCAGAGGCUCUGAUAUUCUCUACUGCCUCCCAUCCUGGACGUCAUUUCUCAGGCAGGCUACAUGCUUCCCUGUCCUUGCUCUAUACUUUGUCUGCAUUAGCCUGGACAAGGACAGUUCUCUGGAGUGUUCCUGUGCUGGGGGCUGCAGGGAGCAGUUCACCAGACUGCAUUUUCUGCUCGCUUAGUGGAAGCUCUCAGAUCUGAGCUCUGACCAGAAACAUCUUUUCUCUUUUGACUGAUUAUUCAGUUAACUGGCAUGGAUCCACUCCUCUUACAUCCCACGGAGAAAAACAAUAUGAAGCAACAGGCCUUAAAGUUUCUGUCUUGGUACAAAACAUUAGUCGGUAAACUGGGGGGGAUCCUCUCUCAGGUAAGCCUUGAACGUGUUGUAAAAGGCAUUGAGAAGGGGCAACUGAAAGAGGCGACUGAUGAGAUUGAGAGAUCACUUCAGAGAUCCAAGAAUGCUACCCUGAAUGUGGCUGUGAUUGGGCAAUCUGGUUCUGGCAAGUCCAGUUUCAUCAACGUCUUGCGAGGAAUUGGUCAUGACGAGGCUGGAUCUGCUUCUGUUGGAGUUGUGCCAACCACCACAAAGAAAACUCCCUAUCCACAUCCAAAGUGUCCCCACGUGACCUUCUGGGACCUGCCUGGAACUGGGACACCCAAAUCCCUUCCAAACCCUUAUCAAGAAUUAGUGGGAGAUGAUAAGUAUGACUUUUUCAUCAUUAUUUCUUCCUCACGAUUUAGCUCAAACGAUGCUUUGCUGGCCCGGGAAAUUCAGCAGAACGGAAAAAAAUUCUACUUUGUUAGAACCAAGGUGGAUAGUGAUUUAUAUAAUGAAAAGAAAAGCAAACCCAGAUCUUUCAAAAAGGAGACAGUCCUUCAGCAAAUCCGAGACAACUGCCUGAUCAAUCUCAGCAGAAUUGUAUCUGAGCCGACUGUCUUCCUGGUGUCCAACUUUGAGCCGAAGAAGUUUGAUUUCCCAAAACUGCAGGAGACAGUGCUACAGGAGCUCCCUAAUGAAAAGCGCUACACCUCUGUCCUCUUGUUGCCAAAUGUGUCUGAGUCUUUCAUCGAGAUGAAAAGAGAUAUAAUCAAGGAGAAGGUCUGGCUGCAAGCCUUCAAGGCAGCCAUUUUGGCCUUCUUCCCCAUUACGUCUCUCUGCUGUGGCUUUAACUUGCCUGAACAGGAGGAGUGCUUGAAACUUUAUCAAGGCCAUUUUGGUUUGGAUGAGGACUCGGUCAGUCAGAUUGCCCAGGAGCUGGGCACAUCUGAGCAAGAGAUCACCAGCCUCAUGAAGUCCACAGAUUUCGACUCACUCGUGGAGGAUGACAGUACAAUAGCCAAUGUCAAGAAGUUUGUUGAAAUCAUUUUCUCAAUUACUGGACUCCCCCAGUCUUCUGUUUUCCAGUUUUACAAAGUCUACUUCCUACAUUUGAAAUUCAUCGAUACAGUGGCGGAAGAUGCUAAAAGAGUCUUGGCUAAGAUUGAGGAGAUGAAGUAGAGACGGGUGGAGUUGCCAAUGUGGAUAACAAGUGAACCUCACACGUCGUGUUCUCUGAGUGGGCCAGGAUCUUCUACAUACCACCAAGGCCAAUGCUUCCCAAUUUGAAAAUAUUUUCUCUCUGUUAGAGUAAGGCCAUUGCUCCACAUUGAUACUUUACUGCUCUACAAGGGACUUUGACCAUAGCCUGUUUACUGUACUCUCUGAGCUGUUUCCCUUGAAUCAUGAUAGAAAUAUACCAUGUACCUUUCAUUAAUCUUCCAGUGUUAUGAAGUAGUUUUCUUUUGCAUGAUUUAUUCAGAUAAUAAAAUUUCAGCAACAAUGAG
Odocoileus virginianus texanus is the source of this 1843-nucleotide messenger RNA. Its product is annotated as T-cell-specific guanine nucleotide triphosphate-binding protein 2-like. Gene Ontology annotation, cellular component: endoplasmic reticulum membrane. Gene Ontology annotation, molecular function: GTP binding; GTPase activity. The record is from RefSeq and is a predicted model, not a curated record. Gene Ontology annotation, biological process: defense response; cellular response to interferon-beta. NCBI's taxonomy places the organism in Eukaryota, Metazoa, Chordata, Mammalia, Artiodactyla, Cervidae.